AUGUUUUACAACGAAGACUUGCUAUUGAAACAAGGUCCCUUGGCUACUGUAUGGCUAGCUGCUAACUUAGACAAAAAACUAACCAAAAAUCAGUACUUGAACACAAAUAUCACUCAAUCAGCUCAAGUGAUAUUGAAGAACGCUUUCCAAUCUUCUUCUGAUGUCUCCAUAUCUUCCCAAAGAACAAGACAACCCACUACUGCAACUCCUACUACUACUACCACCACUGCUACUAAUGGAAGAGUGAUUCAUCAACAACCAAUUGCAUUGAGACUCUCUGGCCAGUUACUAUAUGGUAUAACUAAAAUCUACUCCAAAAAGGAGAAAUUCUUGCUCGAUGAUGUAACCAAUGUACUAACGAAUUUAAAAAAAAUCUUCAAGCCUUCAAAUUUAAAUCAAGUCAUCUUGCCACCAAAUGCUACUAUAACAACCUUUAAUAACUUGAUCUUACAAGAUACUAUAACUGACACUGAUUUGCUAUGGCAAGAACCUUUAUACUUGGAUUUGGAUGAUUCAAUAGCACCAAUAGCAUCUACGAAGACUAAAACUUAUGACCAAAGGAAAAAACAACAUUUAAAACCUGAUCAACUUCACUUUCAGCUAGAUUUAAACCUAGAGGAUGAAACUCAUGAUCUCGAAUAUGGUAGAGAUGUACAAAAUCCCUUGUCUUCUCCUCAUCAAAACAUCUAUCCUCUGCCAACAAGUAAAGUUGACGACCUUAUGUUUAGUAACGAUAACCUAGAAAUCGAUUUUGGCAAUGAUUUUGGUUUAAAUUUAACUGAAGAGCAACAAAAAACUCCUUUGCCUCAAAAGGGUGAUCAUUCUCUUACUCUAGAUUUUGGUGAUCAACCCGGCGACCAUUCAAUAGAAGCUGGUAGAAGAGCUGCUGCUCCCUUAUCUGAUAACAUAAUCCCAGAUAUAUCAGAACCUGAUUUAAACCAAAAAGAUGCUCAAGAUUUCGCAGAUUUCGAUAUUGCAACAAUAGAUGCCCGAGAUUUUACUAUUGACUUUCAAUUGCCUAAAACCCCUGAACCUCAAACUGCUAAAGAAGAUCAGCCACAAACACCCUUAACUCCAUUAACCCCAGCUGAAGAAGCUGAUUUAAAUAAUGCUUUACCAAUUCAAUUACCUGCUCAACCAGAGCAACAACAACAGCGCGCCGAUUUACAACUACAACCAAUAAUCCCCAGAAAAAGAAGAACAUACAGAAGAGUAGGUCCAACAAAUGCCUUAAAUGUUCUCAAAAAAUCAAAAAUCAUCCAUGAUAGUUUAACUGAAUUACCUUCGCUUGCUUCUCAAAUAUCUGAUAAUUACAUUGACUCUUUAAAUAAUCUUUUAUACCCAAAAAUUGAUGAUUUAUUAUUCCCUGAAAAUAAACUAAACUACAUCAAUAAGAUAUCAAAUCCUGCUAAUAACUUUUUAUCAAAUAAUAACCUAUUUAACCAGUUAUGGGAUGUUAAAGACUUAAAUAAAGAAUUGCAAGCUGAGGCUGAAGCAAGAAGAAAAAUCACUUUACAAAAAGAAGCUAAAAAAGCUGAAAAAGAAACUAAAGCUGCUGGUGCUUUGGAAUUCGAUUUUGAUAUGGAUAUGGAUAUUAAUUUCCCAGAGCUAUCUGAAACUCAAGCUCUGGCUCCAUCUCAAGCAAUUGAAGAUAAAGAGUUGGUUGAAAAGGAAAAUGAAGAAAUUUUAAAAGAAGAACAAGAGAAGGAAAAAGAAAAGGAAAAAGGAAAAGAAAUUAAAAAAGAAAUUGAAAAAACAAUUGAUCAAUUGGCUGAUGAAGAAGAUAUUAUCUCUCAAACUUUUGAGCAAAGAGAACUUGAAUCCGAUCAAUUAAUAUCUUCAUUAGCUCAUCCAUCUUCCUCGGUGCAUUCUGAAACAUUCGAUGAAGAAACUGCUUCUGUCUCAACUCAAUCGUCCUCCAAAAUAUCUAAAACCACCAUUAAUAUUGCCUCUAGCUUGAGAGAAGAAUUUUUUGAUUUUGGAUCGAAUCCUGAAAAGUCAACAAGCUUUUCAAAUUUAAUUUCAACAAAUAUUCAAUCAACAAAUCCUCUCAGCACAAUCCCAAAGAAACAGGCAACCAGAUGCUUUUUUGAAUUAUUAGUUCUUGCUACUGGUGAUACUGUGAAAUUGCAACAAAACCAACUAUUUGGAGAAAUAGAAAUCAAAGGUAAAGAAAAUUUAUUUUCAAAAUUCAUUUAA
Messenger RNA from Ascoidea rubescens DSM 1968, 2199 nucleotides. RefSeq names its product kleisin alpha. Gene Ontology annotation, molecular function: protein binding; chromatin binding. Gene Ontology annotation, cellular component: cohesin complex; synaptonemal complex. The transcript has a single exon. Lineage: Eukaryota; Fungi; Ascomycota; Saccharomycetes; Ascoideales; Ascoideaceae. The record is from RefSeq and is a predicted model, not a curated record. Bases 1 to 2199 code for a protein of 732 amino acids. Gene Ontology annotation, biological process: replication-born double-strand break repair via sister chromatid exchange; mitotic sister chromatid cohesion; synaptonemal complex assembly.